AUGGGGGCUGGCGAUGACUCGUCCUUCUUUCUUUAUGGUGUUGGGGAACGGCCCGAGGCCCUAACCUUGGGUUCGCUGGUACUGGAAAAGUACUGGCAGCCAAUGAAUGCGCGCCAUUAUGCACACGAUUUACUCAGCGAUGAUGCUUUGGAAGAACACGCCUACACAACAAAUCUAAACAAUGUGAUUUUCCAUGGGUAUUCCCGCGUCACGCCUUCUGUAAGCGUCGAUGGCGGCGAUAUUGUCAAUCUUGGCCUUGCAUAUAACAAGGAUCUCGAGCGAAUCGUAGUUGCCGAGAAGGGAAUGCGCAUGAUACUCAAAGACCCCGAAAUGUUCCUCACAAAUAGUGUGUUGAAAAGUCCACUCGCACAGCAGAAGCUGAAGUUGUGGCUGUCGGCUGCUUACAGCGCCUAUGUCAUCAACUUUAAAUUUGCGCGGCGGCCGAAGGUCUGGUUGCUGACCGGCCUAUAUCUCCUAGAAGGAGCUCGAACCAUCGUGUCGAAGGGGCAAUCCGCAGAGGUAUCGGCGGGUAUAUCAUCUGGCCUUGUGGGUGCCUUGUCUGGUGUUCCUGUUGGAGGGACUGUCAGUUUGGGUGUGGGUUCAUCUUGGGAAAUGGCUAUGGAGGUUGCCGACCCACAUGUUUGGGCGGCUCAGUUUCGUCUACUUGAUGCUCGGUUUAUCAAGGUGGGUAAAAAAGGCAUUGACGAGGUAAAGCUUCCUGCAUCCAUGGGUCUGUAUCGAGAUGUGAUGUCUGUGAACACCGCUCGAGGAGGAGAGGGCAACUCGGUUGAACUUGGCCUUGAGGAAGAGCAGGAGCAUUCCAAAGACUGUGUUGCAAAUGAUCAGGAAAGCCAAGGUUUGGAGGAAUAUGAGAAGAGGCUUGAGCAGGCAAUCAAAAUGUUUGAGAAGGCCCCAAAGCAUUUCCUACAGUGA
Molecule: messenger RNA, 933 nt
Organism: Penicillium macrosclerotiorum
Lineage: Eukaryota; Fungi; Ascomycota; Eurotiomycetes; Eurotiales; Aspergillaceae
Exons: 3
Coding region: 1-933 (310 amino acids)
Source: RefSeq, a predicted model, not a curated record